GCCAUCCAUGAAAAUUUGACAGUUCAGUUGUUAUCACUCCUAACAAUCAAAUUAUCUCAAGAUAGUCCGUAGAAUAAGGGAAAAUGUCGUCUUUCCCAGUUGUGUUAAAUGUAUACGAUAUGGUAAGAAAGAAUCGUUUUUUAUUAUUAAAUAGGCCUCGACAGUUAUGUUUAAAAUGGAAGGAGGAAGAGGAAGUUGUUGUAAAUUACAAGCCAGCUUUAAAAUAUUUACCCGCAAUUUACAGUCUUUAUUAUUUAAAUCUUUCAGUAUUGGAUAAAUCACUACACCUUUCCUGUCGGUCUUGGGGUUUUUCAUUCAGGAGUAGUUGUUCAUGGGAAAGGUUAGUUGAAGUCUUACAAAUAACCUCAACUGGAUAGGUAUGUAUGUCAUGUGUGACAUUGUUCAUGAACAGCUGCUGGCAUGGUGCAUUCCGGCAUGGUACAUUGUAAUUGUGUAUAUUAUUGUGAUUAUUGUUUUUAAAAAACUUCCUUUGUUCUUUAAUAGUCUUAAUUUCGAAAAUAUGAGUUAUGCUUUGUUCUAGCUUGUGGUGCAAAAGGUUUUACGUUCAACACCGUUCGGUAAUUCCGAUCCCAUUUUUUAAUACAGAUAAAACAGUAGGUGGAUCGAUCAUAUAUAUUUUUUUAUUUUUGAGCUGGUGAAAUUUAUCGGCCUAAGCUUUGCUCUAGCUGGUCUUGUGAACGAUUUUUUCCAAAUAUAGUUCUGUUUUCUAAGCUUUUGUGGCUUUUAUUAAGUGUAAUUAUUCUAAGGAAACCUUUGUUUUUGUCUGUAUAAAUAUUGUGGUAUUCUUCUCAGAAUUAAGCAGAGAUGCUGUAAAACAUUAAAUGAGAGGGAGAGCUAUUAUAUUAAGCAAGGAUGUAGUCUUAGAGAAUAGCAAUAAUAAUUCUAGGGACCCCAGUAGCACAGUUUUAAACAAAGAUCGACUGAAAUCUAAUGCAAUGACUUUAUAACUUGCACUCUUAGCUUCACAGCUCAGGGUCAUGUGAGAGACCAUCUGUCAAAAAUGUGGUCUAUAACCCUCAAAAUAUCAGAAUUGAAAAGGGCAAUACAAAACGUACAGUGCGUCAGACAAUUCUCAGAUUUCAAACUGAAAACAGUGCCAUUUUAUUGUGCUUUGAGUAUUAAGAAAAAGUGAAGAAUAUGCUCCAAGUUGCAAAAUCUCUGAUCUGCAUGUCAUAAUUAAUGGCCACCCUAGCAUUUUUUUCAUAAAGUCACUUACAACUUUGCAAACAUUAAAAUAACUUGCAUCACCACUAAAUAAAAUUUGGCUUUUCUGCUAAUUAUCUCAUGCUUACUCCUUCUCUCAGGUAUUGUUGAAGUUGUGUCCACCAUUGGCUGGUCAUGUGCUAUAAAACUAUAAAGGUUCCAUUGAAAAUCCAGAAUGUAGUAACUUUCAGUGUUUAUUCCCCAAUACAUGCAAUCAGUAGGUGGGGAAAUGAACACCUAGGAAGUUUUUUUGGUUCUAUUUUCCUUUUGAAAAUAAACAGGGGUUUUGCUUAUUAGUCUCAACAUCCUCUCACAAGCAACCACUUAUCCAAAUACCAGAAUUGAUGUUAUCCAAGUCAAAGCACUUAAAAUAGUUAAAAUCACGGCAAAUCUUGACAUUUUGGGCAGUUUGCCUACUAGAAGUUUAAACUGAGAGUGUAGUUAUGUCUUCCUAAUACCCAUAUUGGCUUGAAGGACGGACUGUAAACCUCAUAUAAACCUGGACUACUUGCUUAGCUAGCCUCAGUUUAAGCCAUUGAUUAUUUUGCAGACAUUGCUUGACCAUUGUUUUUGUUCUGCAGAGUAUGCAUUUGGUGGUCAUUCUUAUAACUGGUCAGGGAUAUUUGACAUGACACCAAAAGCUGUUGACACACUGGGAGAGGAUUUCAAAUUUAGGUUUGUUAAGACCCAUCACAACCAGUCUACACUUUUGGUAUUUCUCUCCUCCUAAACAUCUAUAAUAUGCAGACAUCAUGCAGUCCUCCAUGAAAAGAACAUGAUCUAAAAUUUGAGGCUACCAUUGAUCAGUCAUUUCCUUUGACUCCCAAGGCAGAUAUCUUAAUUAAGGCUUCAUGACAGUGAGCAAAACUUUUUUGGAAAUUUUUUUAGGAUUGUAGGAUUAGAUGGAAGGAAGUACUUGCAGAUGGAACCAGAUUUUCAUGGACUAAUUUUUGGGUCAAACUUCACAUGGCUUUUUUGCCUGUUUCUCUGGCCUUCUUGAUUAAAUCAUGCUCAUUUUGGUAUGGUUUGAAAGAUCCCUUCCCAAUGCACAAGUUAGGUAUUGACAGUGUUGUCCUUCACCAAAAAGGGACAUGUAAGGAGAUCCCCACAUGCAGUGAUCAGCAAUUCAGGGACGAAUGGGUCAAUGUGUUUAUCAGUUUUAGCAGAAACUGGACUGAGUUUAUUCAUUUAUUAUCAAAAUAGGGAAACCAUUACAAUUGGAACAACAAGCCUUUUACCCAAAGAAGUGGAAGAUCUUGUGAGAAGUAUGGGAUUAGAUUAUACAGGAUGCUCUUAUCAUCUAAUUGACAGGUAUAUUUUACAUGUACAGUUGAACCCCGAUUACUCCAAACUUUAAGGGAAAUCAAAAAAAUUUCAAGUGAUUGGGAGUUUGAUCAACAAAUAACCAGAAGAAAGGAAAUAGAAUGGAGGAGGAAUGCAAGUAUCAUGCACACUUCACUACAGGGGCAGCAAGAAAAAUAUUGCUGUUGUGAUUUCAAAAGGAAUUAAAAAAACAAAGCUUGAUUAAUCGGUAAAGAACUAAACAUUGUAUUAAAUUGGACUAAGAAAAAAGUAAAGACAAAGAAUACAUGGUUGUUUUAAAAUAAAUUUAAUGUAUGAACUGGAAUACACUGCUUUUUUUGCCUUAUCACACACUUAAAACCAUGGUUCAAGUACAUUAUUGAGGGUAAAAUUGUAUAGAUUGAAAUGAUCUGAAGGGAAACAAAAGUAACUUUGAGUUAGUAGGAGGUUCAAGUUACAUAGGGUAAAAUUACAGUAAAUGUAUGAAGGAAAUCCAGGGGAAAUCAACUUUGAUUCAAGUUACUGCGAGGUUCGAGUUCGCAAUGGUUUGAGUUUACCGGGAGUCAACUCCCCAUUUUAAGUAUUUUUAGAAGAUGCAAAAUAAUGCAACCAACUUUUAACAUUCUUUGAAUAACACAUAUUUGUUAUCCUUUUUAGGAACUGUAACCAUUUUACAUCAGAACUUUGUCAGGUUAGUAAAAUUUUCUUUCCCCCCCCCUCCCCCCUCACCCCACUUAAGCUGUGACAAAUCAUGUAUUCUAUCUCUUCUCAUUCCUUCCUGUCGUCAUAGGUACUUUAUAGUGUAGCACUUUUGUACAUCAAUAAGUCGUUAUUGCUAAAAUUAUUUUCUUUUUUUGGUAUUAUUUGUAGGUCCUUUGUAACAAGUCAAUUCCUGGAUGGGUGAACCGACUAGCCUCUGUCAGUUCAUAUUUACCAUUUCUACUUAAAUGUCUUCCCAAAGAGUGGAUCAGUCCAGAGCCAUAUCCUCCAAGUAGCCCAGGCUUUGUUUCGCAUCCAAUCUUUCAAGGUAACAAAUACCAAAUGAUCAAAGUUUACUUUUUUCGGUAAAUUAUAAGCACAAAAGUCAGAUUGCACCCAGAUGAACUUUUGACUGAUAUUGAAUUUCCAGGAUAUUGUAAAUUGUAAAAUUGUAAUAAAAAAAGGUGUAAUUUGUUUACCCGUGAAGCACUUAGGAGUUCUUGAGAACUCGUUGAAAUGUGUCAGUUCGUUCCAGAUUGAAUUGGAAUUUGAAAGUGUUGGUUUUUUGAGGAGAGGGGAAAACCGGAGUACACAAAGAAAAACAUCUCCGAACAAGGGAGAGAACCAGCGACGAACUUAACCCACAUAUGGCAUCGAUGCCAGUUAUUAUAAAACUAUGCAAACUGUCUGGAUUUAUGUGGGAGUCUCCAUAGAUACAGCACAAAUCUCCUGGUCUCCUUCAUAAGUCCCCAUUAAUUUCCAAUUAUUUUGUCAUAACAGUCAUGGAAGCAACUGCUGUAGGUACAUAGGGCCUUUCCGCACUAGCAGACAAAAUCGGAAUUGUCUUUGAAACAUCUAAACCAAAAAUUUUAUGGUGACAAUUUUUGUCUUAAAUAAUUAAAUUUAUCUUCACGGGCUGUUACAUCUGCCAGUUCACUUGCAUUUGUUUGGAAAGAAUAACGGCUUUAUAACAAAUAAUUGACGAGGAAAUCACAUUUUUGUUUUUUUCAGUUGAUUUUGUCCACCAUGCAGUUUAAUUUUUACCCUCCCAUCUUGGACAAAAUUUGUAAAAUCAGGACAAACCAUCUGCAUUUGUUAAGCAGUGGUGAUGACAGGAAAUUUGUAUUUUUAAUAAACAGCUUUUUCGCUCGUGCGGAUAGGCCCAUAAAGAUACAUAUAGAUUUGUGUGUUUUGGGGGCCAGGGGCCCGUUUCUCGAAAGUCCCGAUAAUUAACGGGCCCGGUAAGCUGUCUCCGUUUAUAUUAAAGAUUGAGGUUUCAAUAGUUUUGCAUCGAACAUGAUAAAACUGUCACUUAAUGAAACAAAAUGGAGUAGUUUGGUUGCCAGGACCCGCGCUCUUACUCUUUACAUUUCGAUUUGAAUAUUAUUUUGAUUUUGGGCCCGAAAAGUUAACGGGACUUUCGAGAAACGGGCCCCAGGUGUGGUGGGUUGAAUGUAAUUAAUUUCUUAAGGAGGGGGUUACUGCGAAAGGAAAAGUCUCCAGAGCUAGGCAUCCCUGAUAAUAUACAAUUUCAAAGAACAGGAUAUUUGACUUCAGACACUGAGACAGAGCUUGUGUUUAUAAAGAAAAAACUUUGAAUAAAAAACUAUGCAUCAUUCUUAAUUAAUUGUGAGUGAGCUGAUGUCAGGUUUAUUAGCAGUUAGUAUGUCAGUAGCUGUUUUCAUACAUGUUUGCUCAAAGAAUUAUUAGGAUUUAUAUUAUUAUACUCAUUGACAAAUUUUGCCAUAGACUUCACUGGCUCAGUAGAUCAAGAGGAUGACAGACAGAGAACCAAACACAGUUGACAAGUAAUUGAAGGUGAUAUAAAUCGAACUGCCUCAGAAGGAUCAUACGUUGUUUGAUCAAGUGAGCUCUUACACUGGAACUGCUACACUUAUCGCUUCAGAAAAGGCAUUAAUCCUCAUUAAUUUUGAAGAAAUGAGGAAAGGUCUUAAAAGGUAGUAAAGUAAGAUGCAAUUAAGAAAUGGUACUGAUAGAAGCAAAGUUGGUGAUCAGUGAAUUCAAAAAAAAGUAAAAUCAU
This is a messenger RNA of Porites evermanni, 5266 nucleotides long. The record is from the annotation of a GenBank genome assembly. NCBI's taxonomy places the organism in Eukaryota, Metazoa, Cnidaria, Anthozoa, Scleractinia, Poritidae.